AUGACGUCAUCUGGUCCUUUUCUUGUCUCCGACAUCACAAUUGAAAGUCCCCAGUUCCGCAAGAAACUACCGUCGCUGCAACUGUCGUGCAGUUCUUCUCCUGGAUCCGUGCGGUCUGCCUGUUCCACCAAUGAAAACGACGAAACAACUUCGAUUUACUCCGAGGAGAGCAGCGGGUUUCGACAGGGCUCCGAUUCAGGGACGGUAAUAAGUUGCCCUCUGGAAGUGCCCCAGUCAUCACCAAGCAUGCUUGACGAGGAAUUUUCAAACCCAACGGACGCAGACGAAUGCGCCAGAUUAGUGAAACCGCCACAGUGGGGAACGCAGUAUGUUUCAACGGGCUCGCGUUUAGACCAUGUCAUGGAUCGCAUUUUUGUUCAAGUCUCUCCCGAAGGCGACAUAAAGAUAAAUCAUUUGGCCUGUCUUGCGCACAUUCGAACAGUGAUUCGAAAAAUUGUCAAUGAGGCCAAAGUUCUCGUUUUCAACUGUCAAGAACCUGAUCCGAACGUGGCCCAACUCUUCGACCAGGCAAGUCAUCAACGGGCGCUUGUCGUAGAGCGGAAUAUUGAUCCGUCUUUUCCCAAAUCCAAGGUUAUUGAUUGCUGCUUCGACCUGCGCGCGACGCCCGACCUUGAGUCGUUCGUGCGGUUCUGUGAGGUGUGUUAUGAUUGGUUGGCACAGAGCAACUCCAACGUAGUCCUUUUCCACGCCGAGAGUUCGACAGCCAAUCACCGGCUCCUUUUACUCCUCUACGCCUACGCGUCCUUCUGUGAUUCUGUGGAAAGGCAGAAUAUCAGAACGAACCAACGACUGAAGGCCUAUCUCUCGGCUUAUCCUAACGGAAAUAUCAGGGUUCCAAUUGUGUACCUGCGGUACGCGAGCUACAUGACAAUUUUUACGCCAUUCCGACGUCAAAGCAUUUCCCGCGCAACAAUGUCCAUCCACGCUCUCACCGUGGCCAACUGUCCGCUCUUUUUCGACCACCGCGUGAGCGUCUUCUUCAAGUUCUACUCCUAUGCCCCUCUGCGCCACGUCUACACCUCCAAUGUACAUGAAAUCCACGGUCGAACGCACAAUCGAGCCAUCAUCCAGUUCUCCGAGGCAGCCAUCUCGCUGCGGGGUCCCGUAAUUAUCAUCUGUUAUCGCUGGAACCCGCGGCAGGUUGAGAGAAAGCGCAUUUUCAAGUUAACAUUCCAUUCAUGUGAGGCGCAUCGCGAAUGCCUGACAUUCGACUACGACACAUUUGACGAGAUUUCAGAAGCUGUUCCCGCGACCUUCAAACUGAGUCUACAUUUGACACCCUUAAUGGAAAUCGAUAGUGGACACGAAAACAUCUUCCUCGAAGACACCAACACAACACGCAUACGCGACGCCCAAAUCCCAUUGGUUAAUUGUAUCGAUCCGCUGAACGUCAUCCAAUCGCGUAGCGUCUCGCUGCAAGCAGUGCGUCUUGCCGACUCACUGGAAGAUCUAGAUUACGUGCCUAAUCGAUCGAACCUGCUAGUAGAAAGGCAUGACGCGGAGGAAUGUCGCGAUUUGCAGAGGCAGCGGGCUCAAACAUUUAAUGAGUUUUUCCUCAAGAAAUACGGCCUGUCUGAGCGCAAAAAGUGGAACUUUCAUGUCGCCAGUGCAUUUCCUCAGCGAAGCGUGGAAGCACCUCGUCGACCUCCGCCACCGACAUUCCUUUCUUCAGUCGAAACUUUGUCUGCGGUGACGAUUACCUCGGACAAGAGUAGCUUCGACUCCGGCACCAGUCUCCACUCUGAUUCAUCAGAGGGAUCUGAAAGCAGCAGAAAGCGAUGGAAGAUGUCGGGAUUGAAGAAAAUCAAACGAAAACUUAAAGGAGCGGUUGAGAUGGCUCGCUCGUCGAAAUCGUGGAAAUCUCUCAACGAUGAGGCGUCGAUGCCUCCGCCACCAAGUGCGGUUGUUCCCCGAGCCAAAACAGCACCGAAAUCGGUCGCAUUUCAUCAGGCCACGCCUAAGAAGGAACCUCCCCCUCGACCACCACCACCAUCAUCAUCAGCAGCAGCAAACUCCAUGGACUCGGAAGAGGGGGUCCGUGUGUUGAAGGCUCCUGCUGGGCAACGUGGCGUGCCCACCAGCUACUUCGGUCCGUUGGAGAAGUAUCGACGCACUGCUGAGAGCGAGUCGACGGCGGGUAAGUGA
Molecule: messenger RNA, 2166 nt
Organism: Mesocestoides corti
Lineage: Eukaryota; Metazoa; Platyhelminthes; Cestoda; Cyclophyllidea; Mesocestoididae
Source: the annotation of a GenBank genome assembly